Laccaria bicolor S238N-H82 is the source of this 1479-nucleotide messenger RNA. RefSeq lists its product as uncharacterized. The coding region runs from base 1 to 1479 and encodes 492 amino acids. The transcript has 9 exons. Lineage: Eukaryota; Fungi; Basidiomycota; Agaricomycetes; Agaricales; Hydnangiaceae. The record is from RefSeq and is a predicted model, not a curated record. Gene Ontology annotation, molecular function: heme binding; monooxygenase activity; oxidoreductase activity, acting on paired donors, with incorporation or reduction of molecular oxygen.
AUGUCGGCGAAACUCGUAAAGUGCGUCCGCCAAGCCCUCCAUGUCCUAGAGGAUUCAUCCCCACUGCAGCUGAAGCAUAUCCCUACCAUGGGUUUCGAGUCCCCAAUUUUAUCUUACCUUGACGCCUUUCGCUAUUUCACCAACUCGAAGACCCUCGUUGACGAGACAGUUGCCAAGUUCCCGAAUAAAAUUGUCAAAGUGCCAGACUUUUCAAAGUGGAAGGUGGUAGUGUCUGAAGCUAAUGCGAUCCAAGAACUGGGUUCAAUCUCCGAGCACGUGCUGUCGUCCUUGGACGCUGUCAGCGAGUUUCUUCAAACAUUUUACACCUUUGGCCCAGGCGUUAAACGAUCACCAUAUCACAUUCCUAUCAUCCGGUCACAACUUACUCGAGCCCUUCCAAAACUUGUUCCGGAAGUGCAUGACGAGGUUGUUUCUGCUUUCAAUGACUUGGUUGUCCUACCCAACGAUUUCGAAUGGAAGACAAUUACAGCAUUAGGAACGAUGACAACAGUAGUUUGCAGAGCGACCAACCGCACUAUUGUUGGCCUUCCUUUGUGUCGUAAUCCGGACUAUCUGGAGCUCACCACCCAAUUCGCUGCUGAUGUUGUCACAAUGAGCUCCAUCCUCCGAUUGGUACCUCCAUUCCUGAGGCCGAUUAUCAACCGCCUGUUUUCCAAGCUCCCCCAACGUCUUCAGCGGGGAAUGAAGCACCUCAAGCCGAUCAUCGACUCUCGCAAGGAAGAACAGGAAAAGAUUGGUAAUGGUUAUGAGAAGCCGCUUGACUUCCUAACGUGGCUUAUGGAAGCAGCCCAGGGUGAGGAACAAACUCUAGAGAAUCUUACAAGACGAAUUUUUGUUGUGAAUUUUGCAGCGAUUCACACCUCUUCGAUGUCAUUUGUGCAUGCCCUCUUCUAUUUAGCCGCCCUACCCGAAUACAUUGGGCCUCUUCGCGCAGAAGUUGAAGAGGUCAUUGAACGCGAGGGCUGGACCAAAGAGGCUCUGGAUCAGAUGCACAAGGUCGACAGUUUCAUCAAAGAGUCGCAGCGAAAGACUUCGCUGGUCACUCUCGCGAUGGAACGAAUUGCCAGGGAGGAUUACACAUUCGCGGAUGGCACCCGUAUUCCUCAAGGAACUACGGUCGGUGUCAAUCUUGCACAAGCACAUCACGACCCGGAAACGUACGAAAAUCCCAAACAGUUUGAUGGCUUCCGCUUUGCGAAAAUGAGGCUCCAGCAGGAUAGUAAGAAAUAUGAUAUUGUUUCCACCUCCCCAGAGUUCUUCACUUUCGGAUACGGGCGUCAUGCGUGUCCUGGACGCUACUUCGCAGCUUGCGAGCUCAAGAUCAUGCUCGCGCACACUGUUCUCAACUACGACGUGAAGAUGGAGAAUGAGGGCGUGCGGCCCCCUGAUGUCUGGUGGGCAUCGUGGUGUCUGCCCAAUCCGAAGGGUAAAGUUAUGUUCCGCAAACGUGCAACGUAG